Messenger RNA from Homarus americanus (American lobster), 1910 nucleotides. It is a transcript of the gene Septin1, whose product is annotated as septin-2B-like. The record is from RefSeq and is a predicted model, not a curated record. Gene Ontology annotation, cellular component: synaptic vesicle; microtubule cytoskeleton; cell division site. The coding region runs from base 368 to 1570 and encodes 400 amino acids. NCBI's taxonomy places the organism in Eukaryota, Metazoa, Arthropoda, Malacostraca, Decapoda, Nephropidae. Gene Ontology annotation, biological process: cytoskeleton-dependent cytokinesis; regulation of exocytosis. Gene Ontology annotation, molecular function: GTP binding; GTPase activity; molecular adaptor activity. The transcript is spliced from 11 exons.
CUCCGUGCGGCCAGUAGUGUCGCACCCCGCCUCCACACCUUGUGCCCAUGACCUGGUGUCCAUGGGUCUGUGUUCCAGCUCUCUGUCCAUACUCUGACACCACUGUGACACACCACAACACAACUUUGCUCGUCUGCCUCCCCUCCUGGCUUUGUGUAUAUAAACCUUUAAAACUGAAUUAUGAACUAAGUGAAAACGACAAACUACCUACCAGUUAGCUACUUAUAACCAGUGUGCACCACUCACUCACCACUCCGACCCACAGUCAAUCCAUGCAGUGACCAAGCUAGGAUAACUCCAGUUCACCAGGACAACAAUCGUCACGUCACGGCGUCACGGCCAGCCCUGCUGGUGACAAGAGGAAGAGAUGACGUCAUCACCGUACAUAAGCCCGCUGCCCAGUCCUCGCUCACCCAACAGUCCUGUCAGCCCGGGGCGAUGUGUCAAGGUCAAGAAAAAUCCAUUCAGUAAUCCAGACAUGCCAGGAUAUGUUGGAUUUGCGAAUCUUCCAAACCAGAUCCACCGUAAAUCUGUAAAGAGAGGUUUUGAGUUUACUUUGAUGGUAGUAGGUGAGAGUGGCUUAGGUAAAUCCACACUUAUCAACACCCUCUUCCUCACUGACCUCUACCCUGACAGAGUGUUGGCCUCUGCUCAAGAGAAUAUUGAGAAAACAGUGAAGAUCGAUGUAUCGACAGUUGAGAUUGAAGAACGGGGUGUGAAAGUCAGAUUGACAGUAGUUGACACUCCAGGUUAUGGCGAUGCCAUUGAUAAUACAGACUGUUUUCAGUCGAUCAUCCAGUAUAUCAACGAUCAGUUUGAACGAUAUCUCCAAGAUGAGUCUGGUUUAAAUCGUCGCCAUAUUGUUGAUAACCGGGUCCACUGUUGCUUCUACUUCAUCAACCCUGCUGGCCAUGGAUUGAAGCCACUAGACAUUCAGUUUAUGAAGCAGCUACACAACAAGGUGAAUAUCGUUCCUGUCCUCGCCAAGGCUGAUACUCUCACAAAGCAGGAAGUGUCCAAGCUCAAACGAAAGGUUCUGGAUGAAAUUGAGGAGAAUGGGAUCCACAUUUACCCACUGCCAGACUGUGACACAGAUGAAGAAGAGGAUUACAAAGAACAGGUUCGACAAUUAAAGGAGGCAGUACCAUUUGCAGUGGUAGGGUCCACCACAGUGUUAGACGUUGGUGGUAAGAAAGUAAGAGGAAGACAAUAUCCCUGGGGUGUUAUUGAGGUGGAGAACCCUAGCCAUUGUGACUUCAUUAAACUUCGAUGCCUUUUAGGAACUCAUAUGCAGGACCUGACAGAGGUGACACAAGAUGUACAUUAUGAGAACUACCGGUCGGAGAGGUUAGCCAAGGGUGGUGGUUCACCUCUUGCUGCUCCCAAUGCCAACAAUAACUCUCAUUCUAGUACAAACUCACUGGGACCUAAAAAACAAUUUAAUUCCACAUCAAUUGCUGCACCAGAGAAGGACCGUAUGGCCAUAGAAUUAGAAGAAAAAGAGGCACAAAUCCGUAAGAUGCAAGAAAUGAUGGCGAGGAUGCAAGCCCAACUUCAGGACAAAAAAUAAUCUAUAAUUAAUAUUUAAAAAAGGCCAGUUGACAAGAUAAGCAAUUAGCAUAAUAAAAGCUUCUGAAAGGAAUGGCAAGUACUUACUCUGUGGGAGUUAAACUGUGUGAUUUGGCUUAGAAGAGGAUCUCAUCAGUAGCAGCAACACUAACAAGAAUCAGGAUUUGUUUUUCAUUUUGCUAUUAGACAGUGACUACAGUAAAUCAAUUGAUAUUUCCUGUGAUGAAGUCAAAUAUUAAUAUACUCCAGUAGAACCAAUUAAGACUUUAUUGUAGAGUAUACUGUGUUUGAUUUUGCACAAGUUUCUGUAUUAUAUCAAUAUAAAAUUUGUAGUACAGUAA